This is a messenger RNA of Lachancea fermentati, 1785 nucleotides long. Lineage: Eukaryota; Fungi; Ascomycota; Saccharomycetes; Saccharomycetales; Saccharomycetaceae. The record is from the annotation of a GenBank genome assembly.
AUGGCAGAUUUUGUCGAGAUUCUUCAUAAGGACCCAUUGGAAAUAAUUUCAAAGAAACAUGCCACUUCACAAGAUGCCCUGAAGCUCGUGAAGUCGUACAUCGAUUGUUUGAUUAUUUCGAAGGAGACAGGCAGUAAAGCAAACACUAUCCUUGAUGAAAUCGUUAUCGAAGGGCUUGACGCUAACCAGGUUUGGGGCCAAGCAAGAAUGGUAUUAGAAAAGUCGGAGACCGAAAUUUUGGAAUCAAUAGCCAAUUUAAAAUCUGAGGUUGCACAUUUUUCUGUCAACGGAUCUGGACACACUAGUGAUGAGGACUCCCAUGCGUCUGUAAGCUCUGAAAACGACAGCGAUUUCUCGGAACCGGAGCAAGAGGAGUCUGAUAAUUCUGAUAGUGAGACAAAUUUGCUACAAGAGGAUCUUGAGCCAGAAAAUGUUUCUGAACAAAACGUCGAGGCAGAAAAUGAAGUUAAUGAAGAAAAACUAGAUACCGAUUCACCCUCCACAGGAACGGCUAAUGUACCUGAGGUGCCAGAAGACAAAUUUGGUUUAAACGAUCGGUUUUUCAACCUCGAAAAAUUCAAUGAGCAAACACUAAUGCAGGAAAAUGCAAAUGACGUUGAUGACAACGACAGUGAAGAAAUCGAUUACUUUGCAGAUAUACCUUCAGAUGAAGAUGAAGAUGCACUCUACUACGAGGAUUUUUUUGACCCACCCUCUAUUGACGGCAAUGAAAAAAUUUCCACACAGGCAAUUGAGCAGUCCGAAAGAAACACGCAUAAUUUUGAUGAUGAAGGUAUCUUUGAUGAGGCGAUGACCUCUGCGAAAUUAGAUCUCUUUGCCGAUGCUGCAUCUGAGUCUGACGGCGAAAAUGAGAACAACGACGUUACUGAAAAGUUGUCAUCAUUUCAACUUCAGCAGGCAGAAAUCCAGAGGCAAAUUGUUGAACUGGAGAAAGAAGCGGUUGCGGAGAAGAAAUGGGCAUUAAAAGGUGAAGUAAAAGCUCGCGAUCGGCCAGAUGAUGCUUUAUUGACCGAGAAUCUGGAAUUCGAAAGAACAUCAAAGCCAGUUCCAGUUAUAACUGCUGAAGUAACAGAAACUUUAGAGGAAAUGAUAAGAAAGAGAAUUAAGGAAUUAAAUUUCGACGACUUGCCAAAACGGAUGUUAUCAAACAAGCUUUCAACUCCGAAACCACGACUUGAAAUCAGUGAUGUUAAGUCCUCAAAAUCACUGACUGAGCUUUAUGAAAAUGACUACAAUGGCACGUCCGAUGAAACAGCUGCAUCUGAGGAACUUAAGAGAGCUCACGAAGAAAUAUCGAGCCUUUAUGGAAAUCUCGUUUACAAGCUUGAUGCUCUCUCUUCCGCUCAUUUUAUUCCCAAACCUUCUGAAAAAUCACUUGAUAUCAAAGUACAAGGAGCGACGAUUAAUAUGGAAGAUGCCCAGCCUCUCAACAUGUCAAAUGCAUCUACAUUAGCUCCUCAGGAGGUAUACACAGUAGGAAAGUCGAAGAGCUCUAAUGAAAUCGCUUUGAAGAGUGGCAUGGUACUGGCUAAGGACGAGUUAACUAGAGACAAUAAAAAGAGACUACGCAGGGCAAUGAAGCGAAAGAAGGCUAAGGAAAACGAGAAUAAGGCACAAUUCAAAAAGAGCCGAAAGAACGAUGUGAUCGAAACGUUAUCGAAUGCCAAGAACGUGACGCUGAUUGAUAAGAAAGGUGAAAAGCGUGAUGUCAAGGGUAAUAUUAGAAGGAAUCAAGUGACCAACAGUACUGGUCUGAAGCUGUAG